Molecule: messenger RNA, 712 nt
Organism: Erigeron canadensis
Lineage: Eukaryota; Viridiplantae; Streptophyta; Magnoliopsida; Asterales; Asteraceae
Product: arabinogalactan protein 16-like
Exons: 2
Coding region: 171-404 (77 amino acids)
Source: RefSeq, a predicted model, not a curated record
GUCUCCACAGUCCUUGAGAAAGAAACACACACAUAAAACCAAAACAAACACACACAUAUAGUAUUACUUUAGUUUCGUGUGUCUCUCUCUCCUCCUCUGAUUGAUUUCUAGAGGUAGAGAAGGAAAUUGGUCUAACUGCAUUCCCUUCUUCAUUCACACAUUAAUUAAUUAUGGCAGCGUUGAGGGGUGCUGUUGUGACUGCUUUAGCAGUGAUGCUGAUGAUCUCUGCUGCUGUUACUGCUGUUGAUGCUCAAUCCUUCCCACCUGCCCCUGCCCCUGCCCCCGCCCCUUCUAGCGAUGGAACUUCAAUUGACCAGGGCAUUGCUUAUGCAUUGAUGAUUGGCGCGUUACUUCUAACUUACCUCAUCCAUCCGUUGGAUGCCUUUCCAUUUGGCCUCUUUUGAAAAAAGUUCGGUACUUACUUAUGUAGUAGAUUAAUAGGUGGCUAUGAUAUUAGUUAGCAUUGUUGUCAUGGUGACAUGGUUGUAUUAUGGAUGAUUAUUGUGCUCCCUGAGAAGCAUUAAUAGACCUACUUUGUUAUCUAAUUUUCAUUUGUAUCAAGUUAGGCACUCAGUUGCCUUUGUCCUUGAACGUUUAUGCGGAUGUUUCUUAAUCGGUUGAUCAUGCCUGUACCAGUCCAAGGAACAGAUCAAGUUUGUGUUUGGAUGUUUUUAGUUAAUUCUUAAUAAAUGGAUCUGUAAUAUUUGGUGAA